AUGUCCUCGCUCAAGCGCAUUUCAUUGCUACCUCCAGAGAUGCCCACCAGUAACUCUCUGGAUGAUUUGUACUACUUGCUAGUUUGGUCAUCGCUCAGCAUCCACAGUUCCAGGAUUUCUCCGUGGACAAUGGCAGCCACCAUCCAGGCUAUGGAGAGGAAGAUUGAAUCUCAAGCUGCGAGGUUGCUUUCCCUCGAAGGCCGGACAGGGAUGGCUGAGAAGAAGCUGGCCGACUGUGAGAAGACGGCCGUGGAGUUCGGCAACCAGCUGGAGGGCAAGUGGGCCGUGCUGGGGACGCUGCUGCAGGAGUACGGGCUGCUGCAGCGGCGGCUGGAGAACAUGGAGAACCUGCUCCGCAACAGGAACUUCUGGAUCCUGCGGCUGCCCCCGGGCAGCAAGGGCGAGGUGCCCAAGGAGUGGGGGAAGUUGGACGAGUGGCAGAAGGAGCUGUACAAGCACGUGAUGAGGGGCAACUACGAGACGCUGGUCUCCCUGGACUAUGCUAUCUCCAAGCCUGAGGUACUCUCCCAGAUUGAACAAGGCAAAGAACCGUGCAGCUGGCGUCGCCCUGGCCCCAAGAUUCCAGAUGUUCCUGUGGAUCCUAGUCCAGGCUCUGGUGCCCCAGUCCCUGCCCCAGACCUCCUAAUGCAGAUCAAGCAGGAGAGUGAACUCCAACUCCAGGAGCAACAGACUCUGGGAGUGGAGGCCUGGGCAACUGGGCAGCCAGACAUCGGAGAAGAGCCCUGGGGGCUGAGCCAGCUUGAUUCCGGAGCAGGAGACCUCUCCACUGAUACCACCCCUGGUGUCCAUUCCAGCUUCACCACCAUCCCACCCACCUCAUGGCAGACAGACCUCCCUCCCCACCACCCCUCCUCUGCCUGCUCGGACGGGGCUCUGAAGCUCAGCACCGCAGCCUCCACAGAAGAUGUAAAAAUCGUGAUAAAAACAGAGGUCCAGGAAGAGGAGGUGGUACCCACACCCGUGCACCCUACUGACCUGGAAGCCCAUGGCACCCUGUUUGGACCCAACCAGGCCACAAGGUUCUUCCCCAGCCCAGUACAGGAGGGCGCCUGGGAGAGCCAGGCUGGCUCAUUCCCCAGCCAGGACCCGGUGCUGGGCCUGCGGGAGCCCAGUCGGCCAGAGCGUGACGUCCGAGAGCUCAGCCCUGCGGUGGCCCAGGAGGAGGCCCCAGCUGGAGACUGGCUCUUCGGUGGGGUCCGGUGGGGCUGGAACUUCAGGUGCAAACCUUCUGUGGGCCUGAACCCACGGGCAGGGCCCGAGGGGCUCCCCUACCCAUCCCCGGAGAGUGGGGAGGCUGUCCUGGACCCCAGCCAGGUCCCCAGGCCCUUCAGUGAGCGCUGUAAGUAUCAAGGCUGGACAAAGGGCUUUGGCCACAAGCAAGGGCUGAAGAAGCACCCGGCCACCCCUCCUGGGGGCAGGCCUUUCACCUGCUCCACAUGUGGGAAGACUUUCCAGCUGCAGGUCAGCCUGGCGGCCCACCAGCGCAGCUGUGGGCUGCCGGAAGGGGCAGGAGCGGGCAGCGGCACGGUGGGCACCGCGGCAAACAGCACAGGUUCAGCGGCCAGUGGCUCACGAGGGGACGCAAGCGCAUUGCGGUGUGGGGAGUGCGGUCGCUGCUUCACGCGCCCCGCGCACCUCAUCCGACACCGCAUGCUGCACACUGGCGAGCGGCCCUUCCCCUGCACGGAGUGCGAGAAGCGGUUCACCGAGCGCUCCAAGCUCAUCGACCACUACCGGACGCACACGGGCGUGCGGCCCUUCGCCUGUACGGUGUGCGGCAAGAGCUUCAUCCGCAAGGACCACCUGCGCAAACACCAGCGGAACCACACGGGGGCCAAGGGCCCUGUGCGAGGCCAGCCGCCCCCGCCCCUGCCAGCCGCACCCCUGGACCCCUUCAAGAGCCCUGGCUCCAAGGGCCCCAGCACUGUCACUGACCUGGUAACAGACUGGACGUGUGGCCUCGGUGUCCUGGGGCCCACCGAUGGGAGCCUGAGCUCGGCCCACCGGGUGGUCCGCCAGCCUCUUCCUCGCUGCCUCCCCACCAGCCUCCUUGCUGCACCGCGAGGCGCUCCGUCGACGCGGUCUCCUGAGCCUGUCCAGGCAGGGCGGCCGCGCAGCGCCCCUUCCCAGAGGGCCAAAGCCCUGCCCGGCGCGAGCCGCUCCCCGCUGUGCCUCGGUUUCCUCUCCACCUCCAGCCUGGCGCUCGGACGUAGGAACAACACCCGGCGUUUCACAAAGCACCCCAGCCCCCAGCUGCCCUGCGCCCAGACCGCACCGAGCUGGUCACAUGCGCUCGUGCUCCCCGGUGUGACCGGCCCCCCAGCCCUUUGUGAGCGCGGCUCCGGCGCGGCCGCGACCCGGGCUCUGAGCCACACGGACGGGCUGUGGGCAGCCGCGCGGGAAGGCUCCGCGGGCCGGCCCUCGGGAGUGGGCCCUGCGGAGAAGCCGGUCUCCCGGCUGUCCAGCCCCGCGCGCGGGUGCAGGCGCCCGGCUGCUGCGGGCGGUUGGUGCGCGCGGACCUCGGCCUCUGGGUCUGGGAGGGACCGACGCGCCGCUCUGCACGGAGCCCUGCCGGCGCCCCAUGAUAAUAAGAAUCCUCUCGGGAACCGAGGGAAAAUGGAGAUUGCACGCACCUACCUGUGGGCUCAGGUCCCCAGGCUCUUGGAUGAGCCACGCAGGGCCUGA
This is a messenger RNA of Elephantulus edwardii (Cape elephant shrew), 2706 nucleotides long. It is a transcript of the gene ZNF746, whose product is annotated as zinc finger protein 746. The record is from RefSeq and is a predicted model, not a curated record. The transcript has 9 exons. The coding region runs from base 1 to 2706 and encodes 901 amino acids. NCBI's taxonomy places the organism in Eukaryota, Metazoa, Chordata, Mammalia, Macroscelidea, Macroscelididae. Gene Ontology annotation, biological process: regulation of DNA-templated transcription.